Molecule: messenger RNA, 525 nt
Organism: Monoraphidium neglectum
Lineage: Eukaryota; Viridiplantae; Chlorophyta; Chlorophyceae; Sphaeropleales; Selenastraceae
Product: thioredoxin reductase (NADPH)
Exons: 2
Coding region: 1-525 (174 amino acids)
Cellular component (GO): cytoplasm
Molecular function (GO): oxidoreductase activity, acting on a sulfur group of donors, disulfide as acceptor
Source: RefSeq, a predicted model, not a curated record
AUGGCCGCGCUGUCAGCGGAGCGCUACCUCGCGGCAAACGGCCUCGCGGUCGAGUUCAAGCAGCAGGAGCCCGCCGCAGCAUCCUCUGCCAGCGCGGCGGCAGCGGACGCCUCGGCCGCGGCCGCCUCCUCGUCCGCGGCGGCGGCGUCCGGCUCGGACACGCCCGAGACGUUUGAUCUUUCCGAGGACCGCCACAAGGGGCAGUACGCGCUGCGGCGGCUGUACCACGAGAGCGACCGCCCGAUCGCCGUGCUAUACACGUCCCCCAGCUGCGGGCCGUGCCGCACGCUCAAGCCGAUCCUCAACGGCGUUGUGGGGGAGUACGCGGGGCGCAUCCACUACGUUGAAAUUGACAUUGAGCAGGACCCCGAGAUCGCAGAGGCUGGCGGCGUCAACGGGACACCCACGUUCCAGCUGUUCAAGGACAAGGAGCGCCUCGUCAACGUGGCGGGCGUCAAGCAGAAGCGCGAGUUCCGCGCCAUGCUGGACUCCGCACUCGGGGUGCCGGCAGGCGUCACAGCCUGA